Myiozetetes cayanensis is the source of this 3807-nucleotide messenger RNA. It is a transcript of the gene PIP5K1A, whose product is annotated as phosphatidylinositol-4-phosphate 5-kinase type 1 alpha. The record is from RefSeq and is a predicted model, not a curated record. Gene Ontology annotation, biological process: phosphatidylinositol metabolic process. Gene Ontology annotation, molecular function: phosphatidylinositol kinase activity. The coding region runs from base 19 to 1638 and encodes 539 amino acids. The transcript is spliced from 15 exons. NCBI's taxonomy places the organism in Eukaryota, Metazoa, Chordata, Aves, Passeriformes, Tyrannidae.
GUGAGCGCGCGCUCCAAGAUGGCGGCGGCGGGGCCCGAGCCCGGCAGGAGCGGCGGCGGCUUCGGCGGUUCUUCCACCUUCAAGAAAUCCCUCACCCCCGAGAUGCCAGGAGGUUCAGGCCAGCCAGGCUCCCAGACCAUCAGGAAAGGCCACAGAGGGGUGGAUUCCACGGGGGAAACCACCUAUAAAAAGACCACCUCCUCGGCCCUGAAGGGCGCCAUCCAGCUGGGAAUCACGCACACCGUGGGCAGCCUGAGCACCAAGCCCGAGCGGGACGUGCUCAUGCAGGACUUCUACGUGGUGGAGAGCAUCUUCUUCCCCAGCGAGGGCAGCAACCUGACCCCAGCCCACCACUACAACGACUUCCGCUUCAAAACCUACGCGCCCGUUGCCUUCCGCUACUUCCGAGAGCUCUUCGGGAUCCGGCCCGACGAUUACCUGUACUCGCUGUGCAACGAGCCCCUGAUCGAGCUGUCCAACUCGGGGGCCAGCGGCUCGCUCUUCUACGUGUCGGGCGACGACGAGUUCAUCAUCAAGACCGUGCAGCACAAGGAGGCCGAGUUCCUGCAGAAGCUGCUGCCUGGCUACUACAUGAACCUAAACCAGAACCCCAGGACGCUGCUGCCCAAAUUUUACGGGCUCUACUGCGUGCAGGCCGGGGGCAAGAACAUCCGCAUCGUGGUGAUGAACAACCUGCUGCCCCGCUCCGUCAAGAUGCACCUCAAGUACGACCUCAAGGGCUCCACCUACAAGCGCAGGGCGUCCCAGAAGGAGAGGGACAAGGUCUUCCCCACCUACAAGGACCUGGAUUUCAUGCAGGACGUGCCCGACGGGCUCUUCCUGGACUCGGACAUGUACAACGCCCUGUGCAAGACGCUGCAGAGGGACUGCCUGGUGCUGCAGAGCUUCAAGAUCAUGGAUUACAGCCUGCUGGUGGCCAUCCACAACAUGGACGUGGCGCAGCGGGAGCAGGGCCCGGCCGACCCGGCCGACACGCGGCGCCCGGCGGCGCAGAAGGCUCUGUACUCCACUGCCAUGGAGUCCAUCCAGGGCGAGGCCAGGAGAGGGGGCACCAUCGAGACAGAUGAUCAGAUGGGAGGAAUUCCAGCCCGGAAUGCCCGGGGGGAGAGGCUGCUGCUCUACAUCGGCAUCAUCGACGUGUUACAGUCCUACAGGUUUGUCAAGAAGCUGGAGCACUCCUGGAAGGCCCUGGUGCACGACGGGGACACGGUGUCCGUGCACAGGCCCAGCUUUUACGCCGAGAGGUUCCAGCGCUUCAUGUGCAACACGGUGUUCAAGAAGAUCCCACUGAAACCUUCCCCUUCCAAGAAGAGCCGGAGCGGGCCGGCAAUUCCCAGACGGAGCUGCCAGGGGGGAAUCCCUGCCCAGCUCCACGUGGGCUCUGAGACCAAAGCACAAGUGACCACAGAGGCAGAUGUGGAGCAAGGGUCCCAGCUGGGCCGCCCGGACCUCCUGCCCAGGACUCUGCCCGUGGACGAGGCCAACAGCGACUCGGUGGCCACCACCCUGUCCACGUCCUCCCUGGGCAGUGGGGGCCUCAAUUCCCCUGCCAACAGGCAUCAUCCCCCUUCUGUUUCCCCAGCGGCUCCCCCGGCCCUGAGCGCUCCCUGGAGCUGAGAGAGCAGCUCCAAGAGCUGCAGGAGACAGAGAUCAGCUUUUGAGUCUGCGAUGGGAGCCCCACAAACCCCUCAGCCUCUCCCCCACCCCGGUGCUGAAGCCACCUGAUCCUCUUGGUUUGGGAAAAGCCCUGGAAGCUUGGAAAGCCUGGGAUAAAAAAAAAAACACCUUUGGGAUGGUGUUGGAAAAGCAGCAGGCACCUGGAAGUCUCCUCAGCACGGGAAUCCCGCUGGGAAAAGAGGAAGAGAAGGAGGAGGAAGAGGGAGAGGAGGAGGAGGAGGAGGAAGAGGAGGAGCUGCUCCAGCUGGGAUGAAACCCUUUGGAAAAAAAAAAAAAAGGAGGAUCCACGACUUUCAGGGAGUCACACUGCAAAAAAACCACAAACAACACCCAGGAGAUUCCCAGGGAAUUCCCAGAGGGAUCCCCAGAGCCUCGGUGGCGCCGGGAGAAACGUGAUUUUCUUUUAUACAUCAGGAUUUUUAAUUUAAUUGCUGCCCUGAAUUUGGUCCUGCCCCCUUUUUUUAGGGCUGCACACUCCGGGAAUUCUUGUUAUAUUUUAUUAAUAAAUAGGGGUUUUUUGGGGGGUUUUUUUGGGUUUUUUUUUACAGGAGAAAGGCAGAGAGAGGGGUGGAAAAAUCUCCCUCCUCCUCCUCCUCCCAGCAGGAUUUUUUUGGUUUUUAUGGGGGAGGAUUUGGGAUCUCUUUGGAGUUUCCCCCCCACACCCCAAGUUGUUUUUAAGCUCCUCCCUUUUCCUGGAAUUUUUGCAGCUGAAACACCCGAGAAAGGGGCACUUUUUUUAUUCAAAGUUUUUCCUAAAAAAAGAAAAAAAAAUCCAGGACCAAACCAAUCCCUUCUCCCACCCCCCUAAUCCCAGUUUUUCCAGCUCCUUUGGAUACCUCGCCUGGAAGAAUCCUCUGCCAGUGAACUGAAGCCAAAAUUCCAGCUGAAAACCCUGAAAUUCCAGCUGAAAACCCCGAAAUUCCAGCUGAAAACCCCAAAAUUCCAGCUGAAAACCCUGAAAUUCCAGCUGAAAACCCUGAAAUUCCAGCUGAAAACCCCGAAAUUCCAGCUGAAAACCCCUUAAUUCCAGCUGAAAACCUUGAAAUUCCAGCUGAAAACCCUGAAAUUCCAGCUGAAAACCCCCCAAAAUUCCAGUUUUUUUAUUUCAGGAGCCGGUUUUGGGGUUAAGGAGGAGCGGGAAGGAGGAAUUUUGGACACACCCCUUGGAAUCACCCCCUGGAUCCGCCCCUCAUCCCCAGCUCAACCUCCCGGAGCUCAAACCUUUGGACUUGGAUUUUCUGGAAAAUGGUUGUUUUUUUUAAAGUUAAAAAAAAAAAACAUUUUAAAGUUAAAAAAAAAGAAAAAAAAGAAAAAAAAGAAAAGAAAAAAAAAAGAAAAAAAAAAGAGGAACGAAACGAACUCUCCAAGGUUGGAAAAUUCUCUUUUUUUUUUUUAGUUUUUGGGGUUUUUUUUUUUACAGAGCUCUGGAAAAAAAAACCCAAAACCCAUGAAUUUAAAGAAUCCUCUGGGGGAUUUUCCUCGAGGAAGCGACGAAUGUAGAGCAGAAAAGGAGAUUUUUUUUGGCUUUUUAAAUUGAUAUUCCCGAGUUUCUCUCCCCCUUUUUUCCCAUUGGUGAUAUUUUUAUUUUUAAGGAAAAUUUGGGGGUUUUGGGGAGUUUUUUUGUUGUUCUUUUUUUGCUCCAAAAUGUGGAAUGGCCUUACUGUGGGGGGUGUGGAGCAGGAGUUGUUGGGAUCUCAAGGGCUGCUUCUCCUCCCACCCCCUUUUUUUUGUUUUCCCAACAGAUUCCCGAGAUCCCAGAGGAUCAAACCCCUCCCUCCCAGGGCUGUGGGGAUGGGGAAGAUCCUGCUGGAUUUUUUUCCCCUUCUCCCAGCACAUUUCCCUUUCUGGAAUAACUGUCUAUAUUAGACACUUCUUUCUUCCCCCUCCCAGCUCGAAUUAGUUCCUUAUUAUUUUUUUUUAUUUUAAUUUACCCAGGAGGGGGAAAAAAAACAAAACCCAAACCCCAAAACCCCAUUGGGGUUUGUUUUUUUUUUGAUUUUUUUUUUUCCAGGAUUUAAUAUUUAUGAAACUGUAUUUAAAAAGUGUGGGGGAUUUCAAGCCUUUUUUUAAUUUUUUUCUUUUCCUGGGAAUAAUUUACCCAGGAAUGGG